Molecule: messenger RNA, 1105 nt
Organism: Populus euphratica (Euphrates poplar)
Lineage: Eukaryota; Viridiplantae; Streptophyta; Magnoliopsida; Malpighiales; Salicaceae
Exons: 4
Coding region: 154-777 (207 amino acids)
Molecular function (GO): metal ion binding
Source: RefSeq, a predicted model, not a curated record
GUCCCCAUACUCCUACUACUUAAUCGUGAUCGAUCUUCAUUUUAUAAACCUCGUUUUGGUAUCUCAAUCUCCCUCUCACCCUCUGGUCCGUUCCUUCGCUCUGCUCUCAAUUCUAUCAUCUCAUCAGGUUCAGAUCAAGGCUUGGACAAAACCAUGGCUGAAAAGAAAGUCACAAAAAUGGUAAUCAAGGUUGACCUCGGAUGUGAGAAAUGCCACAAGAAAAUCAAGAAAGUACUGUGUAGAAUCCCUCAAAUUCAGGACCAGAUAUAUGACAAGAAGGCAGGCACAGUGACCAUCACUGUGUUAUGUUGCAGUCCUGAAAAGAUCAAGGAAAAGAUAAUCUGUGAGGGAGGUGAAGCUGUCAAGAGCAUUGAGAUCAAGGUUCCAGAGAAACCCAAAGCAGCACCAAAGAAACCCGAAGAACCACGGAAACAACCGGACUUGACACAGGGAGCAGAUGAUGGCAAUGGCAAUGACAAUCCCAAAGGACCACGCAAGCCGAAAAACCUUAUUGUUAAACCAUCAAAACAAAACGAACCAGAGAUGCUGAAAGUGGUUAAUGUUGAACCAGUAGACCCAAGGACAUGCUGUCCUGAAUGCUAUCGAGGGAUCAGUGGAGGUCCAUGUUAUCGUGACUAUGGUAGGCCGGCACCCCCAAGUUAUGAAAUUUAUGGAAGGCCAGUGCAUGAUAGUUGGGGUGGCAGCGGCGGCGGCUACCAUGCGUUCAGAUGUGAAUAUGUUUGUGAAGAUAAUCCCUCGUCAUGCACCAUCAUGUGAAAGCAUCAAGAAUGCCGAUAUCGCCUUAAGCCGAUUUCCACCAAAAAUUACUGGAUAUGGACAGUAGUAUCGUGUGGAUAUGAUCAAAUGAAACAAUAGCAUUAUUCAUGCUCAUGUCAUAACCUUGUCUUGCUACCUAGUUGUCUGUUGAAAUGCUGGGGUCAGCUUUGGCUGCAUUUUGGGUCUUCUUUCUUCGUUAUAAAGAUUUUAUGUGAUACAAUAAGGGUGGUGAUCUUGUGGGAACAAUAUUUUAUUACAAGAGAUGUGAAGAUUUUUAAUAAAUUAAUAUAAGGGAUUUUAAAGCUUCCAUAAGCAUUGCUAUUUGUAU